This is a messenger RNA of Talaromyces stipitatus ATCC 10500, 1026 nucleotides long. RefSeq lists its product as uncharacterized. The transcript has 4 exons. Bases 1 to 1026 code for a protein of 341 amino acids. The record is from RefSeq and is a predicted model, not a curated record. Lineage: Eukaryota; Fungi; Ascomycota; Eurotiomycetes; Eurotiales; Trichocomaceae.
AUGGGCCAUGGGAAAAAACUCCAAUCCGCAUCAUCAAGUAUCCAUCUUUCACUUGAUAUCUGGACAUCGCCAAAUCGGAUUCUCUUUCUCGGAAUCUGUGCUCACUUUGUUGAACAAAGUCAAGAAAGGCUUUGCAAGGGUCUCCUUGCUCUUCGGACUGUAGGAAACCAUAGUGGAGAUGAGCAGUUCGCCACUCUUCUUCCAGUUCUGAAAGACUACGGUAUCCAGCAAAAGCUUUGUCGCGUACUAGGAAAGUAUCUUCAGGAAGAAGGAAUUAAAUGGGAUCCUACAUAUCGUCGCAUCUUCUGUAUUGGCCAUGUUAUCAACUUGGCUGUGCAAGCAUUUCUAUUUCAAAAUAUACUGGAAAUAGAACAAUUAAGUUCAUGGGAUGAAAUAGAAGUCACGGAAGCCACGGAAGACGAGGAGCUGCAAAGACAGGUCACUAUUUAUAAAAUAGGGCCACUAGGGAAACUCCAUAAUAUAGUGACGCACAUUCGUUGUUCAGCUGGCCGAACCAAAGAGUUUAAAGAUCUUGCAGGGAGGUUGAUUCCACUUGAUAACCGUACCAGGUGGAAUAGCUGGUAUCAUAUACUCUAUGUGGUGCUUCAGUUUGAUGGUGCUAUUGAUACUUAUACGAAAAGGCACUUUGCCAUACUUGAGAUAGAGUAUCUGUCCCCAUUAGAUUGGGAGAGGCUCCAUAGAACUAGCAAGUUCCUGAGUCUCUUUAAUCACGCAACUCUUAAAACCCAAGAAGAUCAAGCUACAAUUGACAAUGUGCUUUUUGUGAUGGAUAUCAUCAUUAAGCAUUUCGAGAAAGCUCUUGAGGAGUAUCGGCAAAAGGCUCCUACUUAUAUGGUUGUACAAUCGUAUGAGCGGAAUACUCAAGAUCUUGAUGAUUUUGAUCAGAUUGCACAUGAUCUAGGGAAGUUUGCUCGGCCAGCAAGUCAAGAUGAAUAUGAAGAUUACAACUCUGAGUCUCCAUAUGAGAUCCGCACGAGUGCUUUGACAUGGUGGUGUCAGGAUUAA